Molecule: messenger RNA, 1305 nt
Organism: Cucurbita maxima (winter squash)
Lineage: Eukaryota; Viridiplantae; Streptophyta; Magnoliopsida; Cucurbitales; Cucurbitaceae
Product: pentatricopeptide repeat-containing protein At1g06270
Exons: 3
Coding region: 158-1189 (343 amino acids)
Molecular function (GO): protein binding
Source: RefSeq, a predicted model, not a curated record
GCAUUCUGGUCUUAGCCCCCGCGCCACCACGUAAAAGGCGGUAAAAUCUCACAAUCUAUUCCCUUACAAAAUCUAAGAGGUUUCCAGCAAACCGUUUACAGGAUGUUUUGAUGACCAAUUCUGUGUUACAAAAUAAAACCCUCUUAUUCUUAGUAGCAUGAAACUUGGAACUGCAAGGACUUCUUCGUUUUUACUCCAUUUCCAUCAGUUUUUGCGGCCAUGUUCUUCAGUCCCCUCAAUAACUCCAGCACAAACGCUUCAAGAAAGCAUUAAAGCUGCAGUUGAGUCAAAGUCGUAUAAAAAACUUCCAGAUUUGUUUCCUUCUUUACAAGAAGCUUGCCAAAACCCCAAUCCUUUCUCGUUUCUCUCUACUUUUCCUGUCAACUUCAGAACACAAGUUGUGGAUGAGAUACUGCAGUCUUUAAUCCCUCUCAGACCUCGCUCAAGGCCACAGUUUGUCCAUGCCUCUCUGCUUUUCUAUACUCUUCAAAGCCCUUCACCCCUUCCCCUCUCUCUUCCAGUUCUCCAGCGGAUUCUCCACUCUGGUUGUUUUCCUGUCCCUCAGACCCACCUUCUCCUCUCUUCUGCAUGGCUAAAACAACGUCGUCAGUCUAAGUCUGUUGCUAGCAUCUUGUUGGACAUGCGGUCAAUUGGAUAUGAGCCUGAUAGCAGCAUAUGUAAUUAUCUUAUAUCCUCUCUUUGUGCCAUUGAUGAGUUAGCUGAGGCAUUUCAAGUCUUGAAGGGUAUGGGGGGAGCAGGAUGCGUCCCUGACUUGGAGAGUUAUGGCACUUUAAUUAGUUCAUCAACAGCAGUUAGACGGACAGCUGAGGCAGUGGAACUGCUGAAAGAAAUGGUUGUAAAAGUUAAGUUGACACCAAGACGAGGAACGGUCAUUAACGUUGUGGCUGCAUUACGAGCAAACCGAGAGAUAAGGAGAGCAGUUGAGAUCAUUGAGCUGUUGGAGAAGGAGAGUUACAAUGUUGGAUUUGAGAGUUAUGAGAUUCUUGUUGAAGGUUGUCUGGAGUGUCGUGAGUAUAUUUUAGCAGGAAAGGUGGUCAUGGGGAUGACAGAGAAAGGGUAUAUACCAUAUAUCAGGGUCAGGCAUAAGGUUGUUGAGGGGCUGGCUGGUAUUGGAGAGACGGAACUGGCAUCUGCUGUGAGACGCAGGUUUGCUGAGUUGAGGUCUUAGUGAGUCCAGUUUUUUUCAUGAACUGAAAUGCUUUGUACAUGAAGAGCCACCAUUGCAUCCCUGGGUCCCCGAGAUGACAUCACGGUCGACAAGCUCUUGUUCUGAUUGCCAAUGCC